Molecule: messenger RNA, 4268 nt
Organism: Lepidothrix coronata (blue-crowned manakin)
Lineage: Eukaryota; Metazoa; Chordata; Aves; Passeriformes; Pipridae
Gene: RPGRIP1L
Product: RPGRIP1 like
Biological process (GO): non-motile cilium assembly; retinal rod cell development
Cellular component (GO): photoreceptor connecting cilium
Molecular function (GO): thromboxane A2 receptor binding
Source: RefSeq, a predicted model, not a curated record
UUCUUGGAAAUAAAAGCUGGUUUAAGUGUUUGAGGUUGAUCAUGGCAUGUGAUCUGUCCAGAAGCAAAUAUAAAUUUAUACCUCUCUGGCUUUGCUAUGCUAUCUUUCAGGAAAUGCUGGACUCUUAAGUACCAUCACUUUUGUGGCAGUGUUGCUGUACAGUUUUGUCAUGUGUAAUCGCUCUGGAAAUGCUUUCAAAAGUAAUACUGAAUUCUGCAGCCAAAUCUCAUGCUUUCGGAAAUAAUGCUGGAACUGGACUGCCGGGAAAAGUAAUUUUGUUUCAGUGUUUGUGAUUGACACUGAGAUAAUAUUCAAAGAGGAACUGUAGCAUUUAGCACAUGCUUUGCUGUUUCAAGUGUCCUCUCUCAAAGGAGGAGCAUAAAUGGUAGUUGUUAGUGAUUAUUGAGGACAUAGGUAUUCUUAUGUUACUAAUGAGGCAAAUACAGUGCCAGGCCAAAUUCUAAAUCUGUAAUUAUCUUUUGCCUCCCUAAAACCGGGAGACAGGUUUGUACUAUUUCUAUCUAAAAGCACUUCUUUUGAUAAAAAACAAAUAAUGUUUUGUUGUUUUUUUUUCUUUUCCUGUGGCCUAGGACAGAAAAGAAAGCUGAAUACUUAAUUUAUGUCACUUUGUAAUGGAAAUUAAACAAUUAAUUCUUCCUUUUACUUUUGAAAAUUUCGCCUUUCUAAGUUUUCAGGAUUUAUAGCAGCUUUAUUUUGUCACUUUAAGUCGUGCCAUAUUGCCAGUAAAAACUGGCUUGCUGUGCAGCUCUGCUAUGUUAAUUUGUUUACAACUUAAGUGUUUCUGUGGUUUUGCUGCAGCCAGUAAUGGAUUACUACCAACAAGAGUUUUUUAUUUGUUUGUUUGAGGGAAAAGCAUGUGUUGUUUUGUCUCUGUUUUUAGAUGAAUAGAUUUCUUUCAUACUGAAUAUAACAGGUAGAUAUUCAUAGCAAAGUUUCUUUACCAAGUAGCAAGUAGUGAAAACAGUAAUGUUUGCCUGUGGUUGUUACUGUGCUAGAGUUUGUGAAGCUUCAUUUUGAUAGGUUACAAACAUUGUGGAGUCAUGCUGAUAAAAUAUUUGUUUAGCUCUUGUGAUGUCUCUGAAACUUGCCAGAAAAACCCCUGUAAUUUUUUAUUUGUGAAAGCAAAGACAACCACAUUCUAGAAAGACAUAUGAUGAUAACAUCUCCUUGCUACCAUCAUGAACCAAAUUUGGAUGAUCAUUGGGAGGUAAAGGUUUCUACUUCUCUUUCAUCUCAGUUGCAGCAGUGAUACUGAUACAGUGACAUAUAAUAGUGACCCCAGUAAUGAACCUGGACCUGAGUGAAGUCAAUGACUGCAGAUAGAGCUAAUUUAACAAAUGACAAAAAAGUUUUGAGAAUAACACAUAAAGAGCUGAGGACACUGACCAGCUGGAUUCCAGCUGAUGUGUAUUUGCCACUGGUGCCACUGGUUGCAGUGGCUGCAUGCCAUGGACAUCAGCAUCAGAGUAUCCUCUGUUUCUGUGACUGAGAGCAUUGAAGCUGCAGCCUUACUGCUAAUCUAAAAGUGUAGAUCAGUUCAUUUCAAUGGUCGUGACAAGGAAACGUUCGUUCCACAUGAAAGAAAAAUGUGUUUCUGUUUUUAUAAACAGUGAAAGCUGGAAAUAAUACUUUAUUAUAGAUAUUAGUGAUGAAAAAACCAAAGCAGGACUGACUUGUUGGAAACUAAACUUCCAUUAAUUCUUUUUGUUCCCUUUGGACAAAGCCAUAAGGAGACUUGUUUAUGAUGGAAGACAUUCCUGGUAGAAGAAAGGCAUAGCUUUAGCAGCAGUUUUGAUUAUGGUAAAAUUAACAGAUACUUCAUGGAAAGUCUGUGGAUUAUACUGUGUCACUUCUGUUCUCUGAUGCAAGUCUUUAGUAGCAUCACUGUUAAUUUCCCAAUGCUUUCCUAGAUGUUUUUGGAUUCACUAAGGAGUUAUAUCACCUGAAAGGUGUAAAAAUAGGGAGUGAGGAAGAUUGUCCAAAAGACUUCAUGUCUCUCCUUUUCCUGCUAUUUCAGCAUUACUUGACUCUGUGACCAACAUGUAAUUUUCUGCACCAGAAAACAAGAAACAGCGGUUGUUAACAAGUAUGUUCAUAUAUUACACCGAAACAAAUGUAGUACUUUCUCACAUUAAUACUUUCUUAACCUCACUUUGUCAUGUAGCUAAGCUUUCUGUUGCCUCAAGAAAGAAAUAUGUUCAGAUUUAUGAGAAUCAUUCAUAGGAAAGUCUCUAUCUUACAAACUAAUUUCUCUUAUGACAAUGGUUGAAAGAAGACUAAGAGAAUGCCAGGCAACACUGAAAUGACUUCAUAACCCCCAGCGCCUCUGUUUCAAACAGUCCUAUUCAAAAUAUGGAAGAUGGCAUUACUCAUCUACCAGCUGAUGCCUCAAGCUUUGACCUGUCUUAAAAUGAACAAACGAUUAAAAAACCCGAACCAAGCAAAAAUCCCCACAGGUCCCCUUCCCACAUCCACUUGAAAAUAUGGCCUUAGCCCAAAGAUUGCUGAAGACAGCAGAACUAGAACUUUAAAAAGCUAAUUUUACAUCCAUUAAAUACAAUUGAAACUAUUGCAUAACCAAAAUAGCCAGAUUUUGUGAGCGGAUUAAAAUUGGCAUAAAAUUAAACUUGAAAGUUCAGAUUGUCCUCUGAGCAGUCCAAUUGAGAUAGGAGCAUUUACAGUGAUGUACUAGUCUGUCGUUUCAGUGGAUCUGCCAUAACUUUUUCUUUCAUUUUGUAUGAGGUACUGUAGUUCAUUCUAGUCUCACAGUUUAAAUAACAGAUGGAGAAGAAUUUCAUUUGAAUUUUGUUAUCCAUAGAUAAGCCAUGCCUGUUUCAGCUGAUGGAACUGUGGGGGACCUGCCUGUGAGAGAUACGGGUCUAACUCCAUCUGGAAUUGAAGGAUUACAAGAAAAUCAUCAACCACACAAUGUAAAAGCUCUACAAGCUGUACAACAAAUCAUUCAAGAAGAACUGGAGGACAGGUUUCUUCAUAUACAUGAUGACCACAUCUUACUCAAGCAGCAUACAAAUAAGCAAGAGGAGAAAAUUAAAAGAAUGACCACCAAGUUAACACAGCUUGUUAAUGGUAAAAAAAAGUCUGAACAGGUUGGGCGACCUCAAGUGGCCGGGUCAGGCCUGGAGCUGGAAGAAAGAAUUGAGCAUUCAGAAAGAGUUCAUGGGCUUGAGAGACAAAACGAGAGCCUCUGCAGCAAACUGCUUUCAACUGACCAGCAGCUCCAGAUUCUAGGCCAUAGGCCUUGUCCACACAGCUGUGUUCAAUCUUUUGUUAACACUGGUCUCAGAGAAGUGAGUGAGGCCGCUGGCAGGCUGGAGCAGGAUUUAAAGUGGUAUUUGAAGACAUUGUUUCUAAUAUUCACAGUGAAAGAGCCUAAACAAUUUGAAGACCUUCCACGAUGUUUUAUUAGCAAAGGUGGUGAACUGAAUGUACAUCUUAAAGAGGAGCAGUUACAAUGCCUCCAUCUUCAGAACGAAUUGCAAUCAGUAACUGUUUCAAAGAGAAGGAACGAAGAGCAUGUGGUACAGGAGGUUCAACAAGAAAGGCUAGAAGAUAAGGUGAAGGAGAUGGCUGAAGAAAUUCAACAGGAGAAAGAAGAGCUCUCACAUCUGUCAGAGGAGCAGUUAGCUGACCAAACACCAAUUACUUCUGGAGACGAGACAAAAAUAACUGAAGAAUUGGAACCAGAAGAUCAAGAUGGUAGACAAGAUGAGGAUGCUGUUGAAUCAAUAAAAACUGACAGCAAUGAUGGUAUUAUUUCAAGUCCAGAUCCACAAAUAUUAAACAGCUAAAUCAGUGAUCAUGGCAAUUAUUUGGAAGUUGAAAAGAUCUGGACUAAAAUUACAUCACUUGGUCCUACUGAGUUACGAAUUACUUCAGAUGAAACAAUCCAGCAGCUGUGUGUUGAAUGCAGAUGAAAUUAUUUCCUUGCAGAGGACACCCCACUGUCACUUCCCAAACCAACAGGUGGUCAGAGGAGUCACUGUAAGUGUAGCACUGCGAUAUAUGUGGCUGAGGCAGAUAAUUGUGCAGAAAAAGAGUAUCUCAAGCCUGUUCUUCUAAAGCCAGAGCUACACACUGACAGUCCUAAAAUUUGUGUGGUCAGUGAUCCCCCAGAAGACGAACAGGAUCUUGAAUGUGAAUAUAUCAGGUUUGCUCUGGUCAGUUUGAAAGAGGUGUUCCAGAAGCAAAGAAAUAUCAUUGAACAAGACAUUGAUGGGUUACUGUGA